Molecule: messenger RNA, 1779 nt
Organism: Paracoccidioides lutzii Pb01
Product: mitochondrial protein Fmp25
Exons: 1
Coding region: 1-1779 (592 amino acids)
Biological process (GO): mitochondrial respiratory chain complex III assembly
Cellular component (GO): mitochondrial inner membrane
Source: RefSeq, a predicted model, not a curated record
AUGUUUAAAGGAAGUAGCAAACGACUUGCGUCACAGCCCUUCAUAGCUCCAAAAUGCGCCCAACGACCAAUCUUCUCUUCCCCACGAUGCCGCCCCUACUCUACCACUGAACCUCCAAAAACACCGAAGCGAUCUCUUCUACCACCAGGCUCAGGCCCCUAUGUUGCUGUAGCAGGGGUGACUGCUGCUCUGUCCCUGGGGUAUUUUUACACAAGGGACAGACGGGAGAAUCAGGAUGAAACAUCAAGAUUUUUCCGGCCAAAAGUCAUCCUCCAGGAGGCCAAACCCGACAAGAAUCUAUCAACAGAAGCAAACAGAGAGUCACUCAGCCCACAACAUGUCCAGGUAAAAAGGAGUUGGGAGCGUCCGGGGUUGUACGCUUGGGGAUCAAACGCAGGAUCGGUUGCGAACCCGGACUCGAAUGAAUAUGUCAUCAAGGCUCCAAGAAGGAUACCAUAUUUUGAUGGCAUGGUUCUUCGUGAUGUCAAACUCGAUCAAAAUUUUGGCGCUGCAAUUUCAGAAAAUGGAGAUUUGAUCCAAUGGGGCAAAGGCUAUUCAAGGACUGAUUACAAACCAACCAAGACUCUCAAAGGCAAAGACCUUGUGUCCUUGUGCAUUUCAGUAGACCGGAUCAUUGCGUUGUCGUCAAAUGGAAAUGUUUAUUCACUCCCUGUAUCAAAAUCUGAGCAGGAGAAUGGCCGAAAACCUUACGAAAGCUCCUGGAUUCCCUUUUGGAGAACGCAGGCUGAGCUGAGUUACCGCCCGCUUCAACCACAACUUGGGUUGGGUGAAAGGGUGAUCGCAAUCAGUGGAGGACUGGAACAUGCACUUUUGUUGACGAAUUCUGGUCGCGUCUUUUCUGCUGCUGUUGGCUCAGAACAUUUCCCUUCGCGUGGUCAGCUUGGUAUUCCAGGGCUGACGUGGAACAAUCGACCCAAGGGGCCAUAUGACCUAUGCCACGAAGUUAGCACGCUACGUGGAAUAUAUAUUACCAAUAUCGCAGCUGGCGAUUGCCAUUCUUUGGUACUUGAUAAAGCUGGGCGGGUCUUCGUAUUUGGUGAUAAUGUCUCCGGUCAGUUAGGUUUGGAUACAAAUAUCCUAACUCCAUUCAACGAUACACCAGAAAUUCUUCCCCUGGAGCAUCUUUAUCCAGCCAGCGCCUAUCAGAUAAAAGCAACAGGAAUUGCCGCUGGGGGCACAAACAGCUUUUUCAUCGUUAGCGCUAAGAGAGUUCUUAGUUCCCUGGAGAUUCCAACCGCUGUUACGGAUCUUGGCCGUGUCACUACAGAUGUUUGGAGCUGUGGAAAGGGACUAUAUGGUGUCCUCGGGAAUGGAAAAUGGACCCACAUUCAAAACAAACCCUCAAAAGUGAAGGCUCUAAGUGGCUUAUCUGAAUACAGUGAUACCGCACAGAAGAUCGUGCCCAUUGGUAUACGCCACAUUUCAGUAGGAGCAACCCACGCCGCCGCUGUUCUGGGCAACUUUACCAAUGUUUCAGGAUCGACAAAUGGCUCCCAAACGGAUACCUACUGGGGUGCGGACGCUUUCUGGUGGGGUGGCAAUGAGUUUUACCAACUAGGCACUGGAAAAAGAAAUAAUAUCGCGUCCCCGACGCACAUAAGCCCUCCAGCUGAUGUUGACAUCCGUGACAACCAACGUGACGAGAAUCGGUUCCAGAUCACUCCUCGCCGUACCAUAAAGUUAGACGGAAGGAAGGUAACUCUGGAGCAGCGAAUUGAGUGCGGAAGAAAUGUUACUGCGGUGUAUUCUGGAGUUUGA